AUGGCACCGUCCCUCGAGGAGCCAGAGCCAGUAUCCGACGUCCUCGCCAACCCCAUCAAACAAAAGCCACAACUCGUCGCCCCGGAGCCGGAGCACUGUCCCGGACCGGAGUCGCAGCAGGCAGGCCAAGCCGACUCUUGCGCCGGCUGUCCCAACCAGGCCAUCUGCGCAUCAGCACCAAAGGGCCCAGACCCAGACAUCCCCCUCAUAUCGGCACGCCUCGAAAAUGUCAAGCACAAGAUCCUCGUGCUCAGCGGCAAGGGCGGGGUGGGCAAGAGCACAUUCACGUCGCUGCUCGCGCAUGCCUUUGCGACCAACCCGGACAGCAACGUGGGCGUCAUGGACACGGACAUUUGCGGGCCCAGCAUCCCCAAGAUGAUGGGGGUGGAGGACGAGACGAUUCACGUCAGCGGCUCCGGCUGGUCGCCGGUGUGGGUGAUGGAUAAUUUGGGCGUGAUGAGCAUCCAGUUCAUGUUGCCGAAUCGAGAUGAUGCUGUCAUCUGGAGGGGCCCCAAGAAGAAUGGCCUGAUUAAGCAGUUUCUCAAAGACGUGGAAUGGGGCGAGCUGGACUUCUUGCUGGUCGAUACGCCGCCGGGCACGAGCGACGAGCACCUGAGCGUCAACUCCUUCUUGAAGGAGAGCGGGAUUGAUGGCGCGGUCGUGGUGACGACACCGCAGGAGGUCUCGCUGCUGGAUGUACGGAAGGAGAUUGACUUUUGCCGCAAGGCGGGCAUCAGGAUACUGGGACUGGCGGAGAACAUGAGCGGGUUCGUGUGUCCCAACUGCAAGGGCGAGAGUCAAAUAUUCAGACCUACCACGGGUGGCGGGAAAGGGUUGGCAGAGGAGAUGGGGAUUCCGUUCCUCGGCGCUGUGCCUUUGGACCCGAGGAUCCGGAUGGCCUGCGAUUACGGAGAGAGCUAUUUUGAUUCAUUCCCGGACAGCCCGGCUUGUUUGGCGUUUAAACAGGUGGUGAAGAGGGUUGCGAGCCAACUGGGCUUGGAUACAACCAACGUAUUACCUGACGAAUAG
Molecule: messenger RNA, 1029 nt
Organism: Metarhizium brunneum ARSEF 3297
Lineage: Eukaryota; Fungi; Ascomycota; Sordariomycetes; Hypocreales; Clavicipitaceae
Gene: NBP35
Product: Cytosolic Fe-S cluster assembly factor NBP35
Biological process (GO): iron-sulfur cluster assembly
Cellular component (GO): cytosol
Molecular function (GO): 4 iron, 4 sulfur cluster binding; ATP-dependent FeS chaperone activity; ATP binding
Source: RefSeq, a predicted model, not a curated record